This is a messenger RNA of Lepus europaeus (European hare), 1693 nucleotides long. RefSeq names its product peptidylprolyl isomerase E (gene PPIE). The transcript is spliced from 10 exons. Gene Ontology annotation, biological process: protein peptidyl-prolyl isomerization; protein folding. Gene Ontology annotation, molecular function: RNA binding; peptidyl-prolyl cis-trans isomerase activity. The record is from RefSeq and is a predicted model, not a curated record. Gene Ontology annotation, cellular component: intracellular membrane-bounded organelle. NCBI's taxonomy places the organism in Eukaryota, Metazoa, Chordata, Mammalia, Lagomorpha, Leporidae. Bases 47 to 952 code for a protein of 301 amino acids.
GGGGCGGGUCGAGCGCCGACUUCCGGCGGAAGAGCGCGGGAGCAAGAUGGCUACUACCAAGCGCGUCCUGUACGUGGGUGGGCUGGCAGAGGAGGUGGACGACAAAGUCCUUCAUGCUGCUUUUAUUCCUUUUGGAGACAUCACAGAUAUUCAGAUUCCUCUGGACUAUGAAACAGAAAAGCACCGAGGAUUCGCUUUUGUUGAAUUUGAGUUGGCAGAGGAUGCUGCAGCAGCUAUCGACAACAUGAAUGAGUCUGAGCUCUUUGGAAGGACAAUUCGGGUCAAUUUGGCCAAACCAAUGAGAAUUAAGGAAGGCUCUUCCAGACCAGUUUGGUCAGAUGACGACUGGUUGAAGAAGUUUUCGGGGAAGACUCUUGAAGAGAAUAAAGAGGAAGAAGGGUCAGAGCCUCCCAAAGUAGAACCCCAGGAGGGAGAGCCCACUGCAAAAAAGGCCCGGUCAAAUCCUCAGGUGUACAUGGACAUCAAGAUUGGAAAUAAACCAGCUGGCCGCAUCCAGAUGCUCCUGCGUUCAGAUGUUGUACCCAUGACAGCAGAGAAUUUCCGUUGCCUGUGCACCCAUGAGAAGGGCUUUGGCUUCAAGGGAAGCAGCUUCCACCGCAUCAUUCCCCAGUUCAUGUGCCAAGGCGGCGAUUUCACAAACCACAAUGGCACCGGGGGCAAGUCCAUCUAUGGGAAGAAGUUUGAUGAUGAAAACUUCAUCCUCAAACAUACAGGACCAGGCCUGCUCUCCAUGGCCAACUCUGGCCCAAACACCAAUGGCUCCCAGUUCUUCCUGACGUGUGACAAGACAGACUGGCUGGAUGGCAAGCAUGUGGUGUUUGGGGAGGUGACCGACGGUCUGGACGUCUUGCGACAGAUUGAGGCCCAGGGCAGCAAGGAUGGGAAGCCCAAGCAGAAGGUGAUCAUCGCGGAUUGUGGCGAGUUCGCCUGAGCUGAGCUGGCGCCCUCUGCCCUCGCUCUGCACACCCAGGAAGGAGUUGCGGCCUCCGGGACCAGCACGGAAGCAGCGUUCGUGGCCAGAGCCCUUCCUUGGCGUCAGCUCCGGCAGGCACAGCAUGGACUUCUCUGGGCUCUUUCCCAUCGUGCCUGGGCCAGGAGCAGCCAGGCAGGCACCGCCCUCCCCAUCACGGAGAGGCCCGUCCCCCACCUGCCCGGGGGGACCCUGGAGGUUUUCUCCACCGAAAUAAAUCCUUGUCCUCAGACUGCUGCCUCCAGCCAGCUCCUAGGGUUGUCAGAGUUUGCGUCUGUGGCUGAGCUUUCCUCUGAGAUGGGCUGGCAAGUGGCCAGGGCAGUGUCCUCCCUGUAGAUUGUUUUUCCCCUCAUGGACCAGUCCCUUUUGAUACCAGGUAAUCCACCUGCACACCGGUAGCCCUGUCAGACCGUGUCAAGACAGCAGAGUUCAAAGGCCGUGGCAACGCUCUGUCUUCUGCAGCCUCUGCUCCUUAGCUGCUCCUGGCCUCGGAGCCGCAAGGGUACCUGCCAGUCACGCUCCAUGAUGCGUUUAUAUUGCAUACUUCUAUUUCACAAAUUUUUCUAAUAAUGUUUUACAGCUCAAAGUGCUUUUCCUCUGCUACAUACUGUACUUGUCAGGGUUAGGAAGUCAGCAAAUUACAUGGACCUGUUUUUGUGAAUAAAUUUUAUUGGAACACAGCCACAUCUAUUUGUUUACGUA